AUGCUGUUGCUUCAUUUUUAUCAAGCUAAUAAGCUGAAUUGUCUUGACGAUACCAAGGUUGGGACUUUUAUUGGCGAAGAUCAGUUUGGAAACAGAUACUAUGAAAACAACAAUUAUUUUGUGCCUAGAGACCGAUGGGUUGAGUAUCCGUUGAGCAAAUGGUUGGAGUAUGAUGCCACUCAGAUUCCACCAGAGUGGUACCGGUGGAUUCAUCAUAUGACUGACACCCCUCCUACAAAAAAAACAAUAGAGAAGGAGAAGUAUGCCAUGGAGCACAUUGAGAACCUAAGCCUUGAACCGGACAAAAAAUACGUUCCAUAUAAAACCACGCGGGAGAAGUUACAUGCGUGGUUCCCGAACAAUAACUCUUAG
Messenger RNA from Enterobius vermicularis (human pinworm), 372 nucleotides. The record is from the annotation of a GenBank genome assembly. NCBI's taxonomy places the organism in Eukaryota, Metazoa, Nematoda, Chromadorea, Rhabditida, Oxyuridae.